UCAGAGGCAUUUAUUUAAAGAAAAAAAAAAAACCGGUCACAUUUCUCAGGCACCUGAAAACGUGCUGCUUAUUUUAGGACGCGUGUUGCUUAUUGAAGUGUGUGAACAGGAGGAGGGGAGUGUUUAAACUACUUCCACUCUGAUGAUGAUGAUGAUGAUGAUGAUGAUGAUGAUGAUGAUGAUGGUUUACUGGGAACACACACAUACACACACUGAUAUCACAGCCUGUGGCAUCAGCGAGGUGUAGCCUUACAGACGGAGCACUCUGCACAAUCUGAGAAGAGGAAAUUACCCGGAUCGAUAAGGACAACUGAUCUGAUUUCAUCGCUUUUUAUUGUUUUUAUCUUUAAUAUAUUCCCGAUUUUUUUUGUUCUCAUCGUUUACAUUUUUUUUGUUUGCUCUGCUUGUGAAGAGUGGGAGCUUCWCUGGGAUCCUCCUCUUUCUGUCUUUGCAGUUCAUGAGUAGUUCACUUGUUUCUACCAGAGUCCUGAGUGACAAACAGCAGCUCUAAAAAAAUAAAUUAAAUAUAAUAAAACUACAAGAACAGAAGAGAACAUGGAGAACAGUCCUGGUGGUGGUGUCAUCUUAUACGCUGGCUCGUCUGGCAGCGCCAGUCCAAGUCCUGGCAGCCCUUCGAGUGGAUACCAGACACAGUCGCCGUCCUCUCACUCGCAGCCCUCGUCCCCGGAGGGCACCUCCUUUCAGGAAAUCGGGGUCCUGAAGCAGAGAAGGGAACAUGGGGGAGGAACCUCCUCCCCGAAAAUGGUCUUUCAGUUCCCUGAAGUGAGCAGUGCUCCAGUGGCCCAAAUUACGACGGUUUCGUCUCCGACCUACAGCCACCCUGCAGCAGCCAAAAGGCCUUGUGGUUUCACUGGCACAUUCACCAAGACCGGAGGUAUGGUGCUUUUAUGUAAGGUGUGUGGAGACGUCGCAUCUGGUUUCCAUUAUGGAGUGCACGCCUGCGAGGGCUGCAAGGGGUUCUUCAGACGCAGCAUUCAGCAGAACAUCCACUACAAGAUGUGCGUGAAGAACGAAAACUGUCUCAUCAUGCGCAUGAACCGCAACCGGUGCCAGCAUUGUCGCUUCAAGAAGUGCCUCUCUGUGGGCAUGUCAAGAGAUGCUGUGCGUUUCGGGCGCAUUCCAAAGCGGGAGAAGCAGAGGCUUUUGGACGAGAUGCAGAGCUACAUGAACAGUCUGAACGAGCCGGCCUCCAUGGAGAUGGACGUGUCCCCGACCUCCGACACGCCCUGCAGUCCGGCUAUCCUGCAGCCCUACGGUGGCGACGAGAAGCCUCUCAAGAUGGCCGCCGCCGGCAGCAACCCGAGCCCUUCGUCGGCGCCCCAGACGCAGCACGGUCUGACGCCGAGUUACCACGUCCCCAGCAGCUUCCCAGACAACGAAAGCUCCUCGAACGUGGACAAGUUCAGCUUCUCGCCCAAACAGAACCAGUGCCCUGUCACCGGACACACGUCCACUCAGACUUACCCGACCAACCUGAACAACAUCCCAACCAGAGAGUUCCAGAACCAAACCUCCUGCCCCUGGAAGCUCCACGGAGGUGCCAAAGUUCUAGCGUGCCCACUCAACUCGUGUCCCGUGGCGCCGGCCAGCCGCUCUAGUCAGGAGGUGUGGGAGUCGUUCUCACAGUGUUUCACCCCCGCCGUUAAAGAGGUGGUGGAGUUCGCCAAGAGCAUUCCGGGCUUCCAAACCCUGAGCCAGCACGACCAGGUCAUGCUGCUGAAAUCUGGCACCUUCCAGGUUCUCAUGGUGAGGUUCUGCUCGUUGUUCGAACCCAAGGAGAGGACGGUGACCUUCCUUAACGGACAGACGUAUUCACUGCCGUCGCUGAGGGCCCUGGGCAUGAGCUCCCUGCUGGAUUCAAUGUUCGACUUCAGCGAGAAGCUGGGCUCGUUGGGCCUGGAGCAGGAUGAGAUGGCUCUGUUCAUGGCUGUUGUGUUGGUGUCUGCAGACCGCUCUGGUGUGGUGGAUGUUGGAGCCGUGGAGCAGCUGCAGGAGAACCUGAUCAAAGCUCUGCGCUCGCUCAUCACCAGUCGCCGGCCGGACGACAGCACGCUCUUCCCUAAGCUGCUGCUGCGCCUGCCGGACCUGCGCACGCUGAACAACCAGCACUCGGACAAGCUAUUAGCGUUCCGCAUCGACCCCUGAACACACGGGGGGUUUCGGUAUCCUCUUCGCUCCUGACGUGAGCUCCGGCUCGUCUACAUUCAGCACACUGACCUCUCUGCCUGACGGACAGCUCUUUGUUUUUUUUUGGCGGGGAAAGUGUGAUGCUAUGAGAAUUUUUUUUUAAAAAAAGGACGAAGAACUGAAGGUCCAGCAGAAGGUGGCGCUCUCAUCCAUUUGCUUCCAGUUGGACUGAAGAAGAAAACAAGUCCCUCCUGACGUUUGUCACAAAGACCAAAAAGCAGAAUCUUUGUCCCACCUCUAACAAAGAAAGCACAGAUUGAAACAAAAACACUAAACCAAUAGUGACUUCCUGUUGUACAUUCUUGCUACAAAAGAAAAAAAGACACUUUCCAUAUGUUAAAACUCAUAAAUCUAUAUUAAAAAAUAUUAUAGCAAUAGCUUUUGCUAAAAUACAGUUAGAGCCGUUUGUGUUGGCCCGGUUGAAAAAACAAAAAAGAAAGAAGAAAUAAGUUAUUUUCACAACAUGUGGAACGGUUUGAAUUAAAUCACCCAUCUGUGAUUGAGAUAUGUUUGAUAUUUUUAAAGAAUACAUGUAUUCAGGGAAAAAAUGUGGGUCAUUUUAGACCAGCGUUGAAUGGAUAUAAAGAUGUUCGCUUGUAUAUUUUGUAUAUAACCAUUAUAACUGGAUGCUAGUUUGCAGAUUAUCGGAUGUGUAAAUUCACUUAUGAAAAACGACUCCUCUGUACACAGCAAACAAAUUAAAAAAUAAAUCAAAGCAAAAGCAUUUCAGAUCACAAAUAUAAACUUUUUUUAAAAUUGAAGAGUUGUAAUAAAUGUAUCAUUAACGAACAUCAUCAGCUUCGUGUACAUUUUGUAAAUGUUCAUGGUCAUGACAUAGAAAUACAUCUAUUAAAAAUGAUAUCACAUAGCA
Messenger RNA from Austrofundulus limnaeus, 3079 nucleotides. RefSeq names its product nuclear receptor subfamily 1 group D member 1. Gene Ontology annotation, molecular function: nuclear receptor activity; RNA polymerase II cis-regulatory region sequence-specific DNA binding; zinc ion binding. Bases 556 to 2166 code for a protein of 536 amino acids. Gene Ontology annotation, biological process: hormone-mediated signaling pathway; positive regulation of transcription by RNA polymerase II; negative regulation of transcription by RNA polymerase II. The transcript has 8 exons. The record is from RefSeq and is a predicted model, not a curated record. NCBI's taxonomy places the organism in Eukaryota, Metazoa, Chordata, Actinopteri, Cyprinodontiformes, Rivulidae.